AUGAGGAUAUUAUCAUCCAAGAGGAGGUUGCUCCUAUAUACUAUUUUAGCUAUAUCGACCUUCUGGAUAGUUCCGAAUAGAUCCGAUGGUGAGACCGAAAAUCUUGAAAUUGGGAACGAAUCUGAAAAGCUUGAUGUUAAUAAUAAUGACACACCUAUAUUAGAGGAGAUAAACGCACAUGAUGAAGAGAUUGAGAUCGAUGGAUUCAUUGAGAAGCAAAUGAAGUUAGAGUUUGGAUCUGAAAUAGAUGAAAUUGUCAAACUAACGGACGAAGAAAUUAGAGAAGUUAUGAGAAAAUCUAAGAAGGAAAAGGAGGGAUCAAUACCGAAUUCUUCAAAUCUACAGAAUUACUCAGACCCAAUCGAUAAAGUUCAAGGUACAUUAAUUGAUAAUGAUAGAAGGAUACGAAUGGACGAGCCACCAGAUGAACAGCCGUGGUCACAAUAUGAAAUUGCACGGAGAAUACCCAAGUACUAUAAAUCAAACAAAGGGUUGAUAAAUGCAACGAUAUUCACCUUGUGUAGAAACUCUGAACUUUUCAGUAUAUUAGAUUCAAUCCAUCAAGUAGAGACUAGGUUCAACACACGAUAUCAUUACGAUUGGGUUUUCCUCAAUGAAGAACCAUUCAGUGAGGAAUUUAUUGAGUUAACAUCAAACUUGGUCAGUGGAAGAACGAGAUAUGGGCUGAUACCUGGUGAACAUUGGUCAUAUCCGGAGCAUAUAGAUCAAGAGAAGGCCCGCAAGAUUCGUGAAAGUAGUUACUGGAGGCCUAUAUUGUAUGGAUCAAGUGAAUCCUACAGACAUAUGUGUAGGUUCAAUUCAAUGUUUUUUUAUAAACACCCAAUAAUGAGAGACUAUGAUUAUUACUGGAGAGUUGAACCAGAUGUUAAAUUUCAUUGUGACAUUUUAAAUGACCCUUUCAAAUUCUUAAAAGAAAAUGGUAAGAAAUAUGGAUUCACAAUUUCAAUGAAAGAAUUACCAAAUACAAUCGAAACAUUGUGGCACCAUACCAGAAAGUAUUUUAAGAGUUUACCUAUUGAUUAUUUCUCACCCGAUUAUAGAAGAGAAAACUUGGUGAAAUUCAUUAGUGAUGACAGUGGUAUUAGCUAUAACUAUUGUCAUUAUUGGACAAAUUUUGAGAUUGCAGAUUUGAGUAUCUUUAGGAAUGAAAUAUAUGAAGGGUAUGUUCAAUAUUUGGACAAGGCAGGAGGUUUCUUCUAUGAGAGGUGGGGUGAUGCACCGAUUCACUCAAUUGUAUUUAGUUUAAUGUUGAGGAAAGAGGAGGUACAUUUAUUUCAAGACAUCAGUUAUGAACAUACAGUUGCGCAAAGUUGUCCUUUGGAUAAAGAGAUACGCAAAACUGCCAAAUGUGUAUGUGAUCCGAUUGAUAGUGAGAUUCUAACAGAUGAUUAUUGUAAUGUUAGAUUUUUGGAGGCAGCAGAUGUUGAGAAGCCCGAAGACUUUGAUGACUAUGUAAGUAAGAUUUAUGGUAGGAUUUUUGAGAGGAUAGAAUUAAGACAAGAGAGGAAGAAAAUAUUCAAGGAGAAUAUACGCAGGGAAAGUUUAAGACGACGUAAGAAAGCAGAAGAACUGAGGGGACAUCAAUUCAGUUUGAAAAAAUCCAGGUAG
Messenger RNA from Pichia kudriavzevii, 1629 nucleotides. RefSeq lists its product as uncharacterized. Gene Ontology annotation, molecular function: alpha-1,2-mannosyltransferase activity. Gene Ontology annotation, cellular component: membrane; Golgi apparatus. The record is from RefSeq and is a predicted model, not a curated record. NCBI's taxonomy places the organism in Eukaryota, Fungi, Ascomycota, Pichiomycetes, Pichiales, Pichiaceae. The coding region runs from base 1 to 1629 and encodes 542 amino acids. Gene Ontology annotation, biological process: cell wall mannoprotein biosynthetic process; protein O-linked glycosylation; protein N-linked glycosylation. The transcript has a single exon.